Felis catus (domestic cat) is the source of this 7914-nucleotide messenger RNA. RefSeq names its product homeobox B3 (gene HOXB3). Gene Ontology annotation, molecular function: RNA polymerase II cis-regulatory region sequence-specific DNA binding; DNA-binding transcription factor activity, RNA polymerase II-specific. NCBI's taxonomy places the organism in Eukaryota, Metazoa, Chordata, Mammalia, Carnivora, Felidae. Gene Ontology annotation, cellular component: nucleus. The transcript is spliced from 4 exons. Gene Ontology annotation, biological process: regulation of transcription by RNA polymerase II. Bases 5119 to 6405 code for a protein of 428 amino acids. The record is from RefSeq and is a predicted model, not a curated record.
UCAGAUUUGCUGCCUUUUAUGAUGACUGAUGCUCGGGUCAGAGGGAGAGAGAGGGGCCUCACACCUGGAGAGUGUUUGAACUGCUUGGGACUGAGGUGUCAGGACCCCUGAAAAACCCCAGAGAGGGUGGUUUGUGAGGCAGCUCUCAGAAGUGCUUUUUCGGGUUUCGGAAAAUGCAGGCAGGCCUGGGGGGGGGGCAGCGUGUGUGCAUGUGUGCGUGUGUGGUGAUGUGCACAUGUGGCCCGUGUGUUCUGUGACUUCGCUUGUCUACACUGGUGGCUUGCGUCCCAUAUGUCUGUUUACCGGUGAGAUGUUGUCACUGCCGCCUCCUGGAAAAAAUGGAAUGCAGUUCUUGGAUGGAAUGCCCCAGGCUUGGAGCAGGGUCUAGGUAGAUGUUGGUUUGUUGUUGUUGUUUUUCCUUUCCUUCUUUUUGUGUCUAGCUUGGGAUUCUAGACAAAUAUUUGCAACUCUGGAGCAGGAAACUGUUCCGUUUACAGGCGACGUUCGUUGAUGCCGGAAUCUUCCUUUUCAACUCUGCCCCCCUCUUCUUCCUGGAGGCUCAGUGUUCAAUUUGGUUUCCUUUUGCUCUCUUGUUUUGGGGUCUCUGUUCCCCCUUCUGGGGCCCUGCUUCUGAGGGUGAGGUAGCCAGUGAGCUGUGCCCGAAUGUGCUGGCUCUUUUACCCUGGGGCUCACUAAGGGUUUGGAGGCAGGAGGCUGGCAGGAGAGAGAGUUCAUGGAAAGGCCACGUUUUCUAGGCGAUUAGCUCAGUAUUAGAACCACAAAAUGACCUCAGAAGCCCCUUGACCUCUCUGAGACUGGACAGUGGGCUGGCUCCUGCCUCCUGCCCAGGAGGGAAAGUCCUACCUCUGCAGGGAGGGGUACUUUGAGCUGUUGUCCUGGCCCCACCUUCAUCAUCUCCCUCUAGCCCCCAACCCCUUCUUUGCUAACUGGGAAUUUCUGGAUUGUUUUUCUAUUACUGUCCCCUGGGGAGAAAAAGAGUGAAAAUUUUAGCCCUGGGGUGCAGUUGGGGGAAGGGAGUAGGGUGCUGAUCUGGAUCUCUGUGUAGGACUCCUUCCCUAGGCCGGGUUCUAACCAGGCCCCCCCCCCCCCCAUGUCCAGUUCAUCUCUUGUUUCCUGUUUCGCUUGGAGGGAGCAGAGGGAAGAGAGACAAAGGGAGACGAUAUGACAGGUCCACAGGGCUUCAGAGGGCUUAAGGGACAAACCCCUGGGUUCUAAAGAGAGGGAAGGCUCCCCCACUAACAGUCCCUUGGAGGUUACUGUCUCUCGAGGUCUGAUAUCCAAAUUCACAGCUUCUUAACCCAUUUUUCUGAAGUUCCUUUGUUUAGGAGACUAUUCCUGCAAUCACUUGUGCCCCCUUCCCCUAAUCCCCAGUCUCACCCCAGCUUCUCACACAGCCCAUGGAUACCUUCCCACCAGGGGAGCAGGAGAGAUGGGAGAAGGGUCAGUACAGGCUGUCCUGACCAUUUCCAAGGACAGUUCUACCACAUCAACCAGAGUUUUAGCAACUUUGAAUUUUAAGAGAUGCGUGGAGAAUUUGCUAACAUGGAGCCUUUCCAAUUCUGUUUUCUACUUGAUGUGUCUGAAAAUCCAUACCAGCAACCAAUUUUUUUUUUAAAGAGGAGAUAGAGACAAAGAGACACACAGAGAGAGAGAGGGUGAGUGAGAGACACGGACAGACUGAGACUCCAGCUGGGAAGAGAGGAAAUGUUCCUUCACUUAAAACCAGGAGACACAGAACCUUGCUGGGAUGUGUGUGGGAUGUUGGUUUGUAUUUUGUAAAUCGUCUCAAUCGUCUCCUGUCACUUGGGGACUCAGUCUCAGGCAAGAACUAACUGGCGUUGGUUGGUAUCAUCUCCUUUGUCCCUGAGUGGCAUGAUAAAUGCAGGGGCUGGAGGCCUGGGGCAGGAGAGGAAGUGGGUAGAAAGGUGAGCUGGGCUGCUCCUGGAUUGGAAAUGUUUGAGGUUCAUGGGAGACGUGCACCCAUUACUCAUAAGGGCAGAUAACCAAUUGUGGGCCUUCUUAUAGUCCCAGGUGGCAAAGAUCUAGUCACCUGGGACUUUACAAAGCUGCUCUCUGCAGAGUGAGGGGUCCAUCAAAGGGAAGGAGGGGGGAAACAAUGGAAGGGAAAGUUGGGGUUCAUUCAAGGGUUUCAGCCCCAUAGGCCAGAGCUUCCAGAUUUCCCUUUUCCCUCACUGCCAGACCCCAGUCUUUUCAGGGGCUGGGCAGUCUCCCCAGCUAGACAGACUCACCUUCACCUUCUACAAUUCUGGUGGCCACCCCAUCCUCAUCUUUGGCCUCUCUUCCCUCCAGGCCCCUGGGCCCUCCGGAUUCACCCUCCUCCUUGCACUUACUGGGGCAGAGGGGCUCCUCAGUCCUGCCAGAGCCCCGGGAGGCCACCCCAGCGCCCGUGGUGGGUCUCCCUGGGAAGAGUGGCCGGCUGGGGAGGGGAGUCUGCUUGGAAAACGGAGUUGGGAAGUUUCCCAGCGUGAGCUGAGCGCUGACGGAUUUGUGAUCAGCCAUAAAACCGGCGCGUUCAGAUUCGUAAAUCAAUCUUGCCUCUCUCGCAGAAUGAACGUUCGCUUUAUCGGCAGCAAGAAAGCGCUCAGCGCGCGCUCAGGCGCUUGUUUAUUUGAACACGGACAUUCCCAGGAUCCGAAAAGAGUGUGGGCAUUUUAGCAGAACCUGCCCAGCGUGUCUUCGUGUCAUUUUGCGGUUUCUUUUCCUUGCCCUUAAAGACAAUUUCUCAGGUUUCAGAGAUUGCUGUCUUUCCCUGCUCCUGCAUAUUGCUUCCAAUUUCUCUCUCGCUCGCUCGCUCCUUCUCUCUCUCUCCUUUUUUUCUUUCAGACUUUAGUGGACUGUUUUCCUAUAGGGGACCGUUUUUAAUGCAUUUGUGGCCAGGACCUUGCAAGGAGUUGCCCUGGCUGGAACCGGGCGCAGGGCCCACAUCGGGAGCCGGCUGAAUUCAAUCCCAGUCUGUGUUUUGUAUCGGGACAAUCAAAGCCGACCACCCCCCUACAGAGUCUGGGCCCCGCCGGCGCCCCACCCGUGCGUCGUCGGGAGCGGGAUUCCGAGGAGGCGGCCGGGGCCAAGCUGCCGCCACAGCUGGAAUUUACGGGGGCCGCCGAGUGCGAGUGCAGGGUGGCUGUUUCUUUGCGGGUGGUGAAGGCAUCUGGGUCCUCAGCCUCUUCCCCCUUGAGUUGUUUUUGGGUCAGACCUCUCCAAACAAACCAGUGGCGGCCCCGCGGCCCCUGCUCCCCUACCCUAAGCCGCAUUGAUUCUCUCUCGUGUCUGCUCCAGCCGGCGCGGCGGAGGCCAGGCUGCCCCAGUUGCUGCCGAAGAUAAGCCUGGGAAUGUGCGGACAGGGGCUCCUGCAGGAAUGUCUUUUCUGCUCCCCUUUGCGCCCCCACCCCACGCGAUGGCCCAGGACUCCGAUUCUGGUUGCUACUGGUCUGCCCAUUCUGGGGCCAAGCUGUAAGUGAAGCUUUGGGGGAUUUGGGUUUUCGUUUUUGUUUUUGUUUUGUUUACAUCCGAGAUGAAGGACUGUGUGUCCGCUUCCCUCUCCAGGCCUAGGGAAUGGAUUUCCCCUAUCAUCCCUGUGUUUAACCCUUUAAUAUGCGACCCCCCUCCUCUUUGCCCAUUGAUCGGUCUCCAUUGUCUGCUGAUUGGGAGCUCAGGGUACUGACACCUGGGGAAUAGGGACCCUGGGGCUGCCAGACUGACUUCAAAGCCUCGUCUUUCUUCCCUUUCCUUCCCCUCUAGUUCAAAUCUUAAGCCCUCUUCCCUGGUGUGUCAGGGAUGGAGGGGGUCACCGAGAUGGUGUGUGACAUAGGUAGACAGAGCCUGAGUGCCCACUUCUUUUGUGUAGAAACCCUAGUCUGAGUCUUUGUGUCUAGAACAUAUUCUCAGUUGGUCAGUAGAAUUUGAUUCCUCGUGGUGGUAGUAACACAAGGGUGGGGGGGAAGUCCCCCUUGCGGGUAUUCUCAGCUCUGGGAGUUCCAGAGUCGUCUCUUCAUCCUGUCCCCUCUCUGCCCCUUCAAAAUGUACCACAAAAGAUCAGAAAGAGCAUUAAAGCCAGAAGCCCCAUUCUUCAUGCCUAUGUACCGCGGACUUGUGGGGAGUGCUUCUUUUGAAGCUGGUCCCUUUAGAAAUGUUGUUGCUUUUUUAGGAGAGGGGGAGUGGGUCCCACUAAAAUAAAUAUCCUAGGAGUGAGGGAGAGAAUGGAGUUGGGGGGAAUCCUAAUCUUAAAGGACGCAGAGAGACGAGCUGGAAGCUGAGAAAUCCAGAGGCUUGGAGCAGGGCUCUGCGCCCACCCCACCCCCACCCCCCAGACGCCCCUGCAGACUAUUUCUGCACCUCCACGAACUAAGCAGAAGCAGGAGGAGAAGGGAGAGAAGAGAGGUGGGCUGUAGGUAAGUGUGUGUCUGGGCGGGGGUUGGGGGGAGGUUAGGGAGCCGUAGGUAGAGUAGGUAUAGAUGUGAAUGUGGGAGACAAGAACUUGCUACUCUUCCAUUGGUGGGUUGGGGGGAACCUAUUUUGCAGGAAAAUUUCUCCUCCUGAAGGGGAAGGUCAUAGUGGUCCUUUGAGUCUGAAAUCGAAAGACCCCCUUCCCCCUCCUGGUCACGUGAUUCAUUAAAUAAUUAAUGCCGAGGUUGCAGAAUAGAUAUGUAUUCGUCAGGAAAAUCGCAGGCUCGGUCUCCCUGUUUCUGACGUGCAAUUCAACUGUCCUUUGAAAAACAAGCCUGUACCCCGAGAAAAAAAAAGAGAGAGAGGGGGAGAGAGAGGGAGAGAGAGAGAAAAAGAGAGGGAGGCAGCAAUAAAACAGCCCCGCAGCCGGAGCCACACCGCGGGCUGGGGUAUUGAGGGGAGAUUUCUCGCCUGCCGCUCGCGCUGGGGCUCGAUGUGAAUAUAUAUUAUGUCUGCCUGUUCUCCCCUCGUCGGUGGCUAAGGUCAGCAGCUCCCAACGGACUCGGGAGGAGGGGGGCAGAAAGGGGAGGGGGGGGUCCGGCGCCUCACGUGACCCCCGCGGGUGCCAAUGUCCGGUCGUGAGGGUAUCAGGCUCUCGCAACUUGCCACCCACUGCCCGGGCCUCGCCCAGCGAUGCAGAAAGCCACCUACUACGACAACGCCGCGGCAGCACUCUUCGGAGGCUACUCCUCGUACCCUGGCAGCAAUGGCUUCGGCUACGAAGGUCCCCCCCAACCCCCCUUUCAGGCCGCCACGCACCUGGAGGGCGACUACCAGCGCUCGGCGUGCUCCUUGCAGUCCCUGGGCAACGCCGCCCCGCAUGCCAAGAGCAAGGAGCUCAACGGCAGCUGCAUGAGGCCCGGCCUGGCCCCCGAGCCCCUGCCCGCCCCGCCCGGCUCACCCCCGCCCAGCGCCGCACCUACCAGUACCACUAGCAACAGCAAUGAUGGGGGCGGGCCCAGCAAAACCGGCACCCCCAAGUGCGUUCCUGGCUCCAACUCCACCCUCACCAAACAGAUAUUCCCCUGGAUGAAAGAGUCGAGGCAAACGUCCAAGCUGAAAAACAGCUCCCCCGGCACAGCGGAGGGCUGCGGCGGCGGCGGAGGCGGCGGCAGUGGUGGCGGCGGGGGCGGCGGCGGCGGCGGCGGCGGGGGAGGGGACAAGAGCCCCCCGGGGUCGGCGGCGUCCAAGCGCGCGCGGACGGCGUACACGAGCGCGCAGCUGGUGGAGCUGGAGAAGGAGUUCCACUUCAACCGCUACCUGUGCCGGCCGCGCCGCGUGGAGAUGGCCAACCUGCUGAACCUCAGCGAGCGGCAGAUCAAGAUCUGGUUCCAGAACCGGCGCAUGAAGUACAAGAAGGACCAGAAGGCCAAGGGCCUGGCUUCGUCGUCCGGGGGCCCCUCCCCUGCCGGCAGCCCCCCGCAACCCAUGCAGUCCACGGCCGGCUUCAUGAACGCCUUACACUCCAUGACCCCCAGCUACGAGAGCCCGUCCCCGCCCGCCUUCGGCAAAGCCCACCAGAAUGCCUACGCGCUGCCCUCCAACUACCAGCCCCCUCUCAAAGGCUGCGGCGCCCCGCAGAAGUACCCCCCGACUCCGGCGGCCGAUUACGAGCCCCACGUCCUCCAAGCCAACGGGGGCGCCUAUGGGACGCCCACCAUGCAGGGCAGCCCCGUGUACGUGGGCGGGGGCGGCUACGCGGAUCCGCUGCCGCCCCCUGCCGGCCCCUCCCUCUACGGCCUCAACCACCUUUCCCACCACCCCUCGGGGAACCUGGACUACAAUGGGGCGCCCCCUAUGGCCCCCAACCAGCACCACGGACCCUGCGAUCCCCACCCUACCUACACAGACCUCUCCUCUCACCAUGCGCCUCCUCCUCAGGGUAGAAUCCAAGAAGCGCCCAAAUUAACACACCUGUGAUCGGAGAGGGGCCGGGGGGGCCGGGGCGGCGGAGGGGCGAGGUCUUGGGGUGGGUGAGAGCUACGAGGGGCGCAGGCCGUGCGCUCUGAGGGGGCAGCCUGGAGGUCUGAAAUAGGGAGGCAAGGAGGCGAGAGCCACACUUGCUGCUGGGAAGACCGGGGCUGGAGCCCCUUCCCCUCCCCCUGGCCUGAGAAGUUGCUUUGUAAGGUCCUCCAGUCCUUGUUCGGUCCGCCUGCCAACCCACUGGAGAGAAAUCCACAGCCGACUGUGGAGAUGAUCCCCUCAACCCUAGGCCUCCAGCAAUACCCAGUUAGGAGAUAGGGAAACAAGGCAGAGAAGCACAUUUUAAAAAGCAGACAAGAUGGCUAGGCCAUCACCAACCAACCAACUAACUUACCUUCCAUCUCUGUGAGUAAUUCCUCCAAAUCUUGAUUUUUUUUUUCCUUGCAGUUCUCCUUUAAAAAACAAACAAAAAAAGAGAGCCCAUUUCAAAACCAAGGGCCCAAAGCACGCUCCCCUCCCACUUUCCUGAAGCCUCAAGUUUCCUCCCACCCAUGUGAGGUUUCUGGGGGCGCUCCCUCCAUUUUUAGCCCCAUAGUUUCUGCUUUAGGACAUUCAUGUCUACACCCCACCCCCCUCUAUUACAGUUUUCAGAGGGCUCAGGGAUGGCGAGAGAUCCUGAAAGUCAGAGCUGUCUAUAUUAUAAAUAUAUAUAUUUUUUUCUUUUAUGGAACGCUGGGAGGUCAGAGCAGGCAAGGUGUCAGGACUGAAGCUUUGCCCAUUCUGCUGUCUCCCAUCUCAGCUCCAGGACCAUCCCCCUCUCUCCACAGAAAGCAAUCGGGCGACACGAGGUUCUACACUUUUCUUUUCUUCUGUUGCUCUCUUGACUUAACGUGAAAACAGGGUAUAUUUUAACAAACUGUCUGUCCCAGGCAGGGGCUGCAGCUGGGCCUGUGCGCCUCGCUCAACCCCCUGUCAGGACACUUUUGUUGCACUUAGAGUUUACAUUUUAAUGGAUAUAAAAACAACUGUGAGAGAUGCUUGGGUCUGCAGGAGUCCGGCAUCGCUCAAAAAGUGUGUGUUCUAGUGAACAUUUUCAUAUAUAUUUAUUGGUUAUAGCCUGUUAAAAUAUUUUCUUUUUUGUAUUAUUUAUCCCCCCCCUACAUUAUGUAUUUAUAUGAGGGAAGAAAAUGACAAAUUGUACUUUUUUAGUAUUUACUUGUUAUAAAGGACGUUGUGUUUCCUGUCAUGUAAAACCAGCUAUUUUAGUUAUUAUUGUACUCUAGAAAAGAGCUGUAGAUUUAUGUUAAACGCGUACUUAUGAGCAAUUGUAAUUAGUUCUAAAAGGCAUGAACUCAGCUCCUAUUGUCAUUGUAUAGUCCUGAAUUCGUAGAGUUAGAGUUAAUUCCCUCUCGAAACUUUCUUUGUUCUUCCGUAGUUACUUUUUUCCUCACUUAAAAGGGUUGUCUGUCAAACAAUUCUUGAAUAAACUUUCUGUUAUCAAUUUUA